UCCAGUGUGGAGGAGUCAUCAUGUCUCUGUCGGGGCAGUUUGGUGCUCUGAGGACCGGAGAGCUGCGAGAGCUGCUGGAGGAUGAAGACAAAAUAAAGCACAUCAUCAGGUGCAGUGAGAAGUUUCAGGGGCUGCAAAGGGCUGCAGAGAAGAUGCUGGUUUCAAAUCAAAAACUGGCUAAAGUAUGUCUCUCUCAAAAACCUAAAUUCAGAGAUACGAAACUGAUUCUUGCAAUGAAGUACAAGGAACUGGAAGAACUUCAAAGCUUGGUCCAGGUCAAACAAGAACAACUUGCAGAAAAAUACAGUGUUCACUCUGCUCAGUGGAGUCUCUUGGAAAAGAUAAAACAUGCAGAGGAGGAGUGUGAGAUGAUGUUUCAGAGAUUUGUGGAGGGUAAAACGCCGCUGGCAGAAUUCCUGGAUUCCUUUCUCAGCUCGCAGAAACUCCAGCACAUCAGGAUGGUCCUGGUGAAGAAACUCCAGGAGGUUAGGCUCGGUGAGAUCCACCCUGACACUCAGCGUGUCUCAGCAGAAGAGAUCCAGGACGCCUGCCUUCCCGUCUGCAGUCUGACCUCAGCUGUGGUCCUACCUGCCUGCUGCCACCCUCCAUUCCUGCUGCCCUAUGGUACCCACAUUAACACUGCUCACUGUCUACAGCAUACACCCUUUUGUCAUGAUUACAGUCAUGAUUGCGAUGAGUCCCUACGUCCAGGGGUGCACAGGCGAGGCUCCAAAUGGCCAGCGAGACCGGUCCGUCUUCAGCCUCUGAAGGUGCCGCAGAGGAAGCAUCAACAAGCACCACAAUAAAGACUCAUCCAGAGUUUGCAUUUCAUUAAAGUAAACACAGCUACUGGGUAA
Molecule: messenger RNA, 857 nt
Organism: Epinephelus moara (kelp grouper)
Lineage: Eukaryota; Metazoa; Chordata; Actinopteri; Perciformes; Serranidae
Product: vacuolar protein sorting-associated protein 37D-like
Exons: 4
Coding region: 21-806 (261 amino acids)
Biological process (GO): protein targeting to vacuole; ubiquitin-dependent protein catabolic process via the multivesicular body sorting pathway; protein targeting to membrane
Cellular component (GO): ESCRT I complex
Source: RefSeq, a predicted model, not a curated record